Molecule: messenger RNA, 3794 nt
Organism: Gadus macrocephalus (Pacific cod)
Lineage: Eukaryota; Metazoa; Chordata; Actinopteri; Gadiformes; Gadidae
Product: hemicentin-1-like
Exons: 12
Coding region: 1-2802 (933 amino acids)
Biological process (GO): cell adhesion
Molecular function (GO): integrin binding
Source: RefSeq, a predicted model, not a curated record
AUGGAUGAGCGGGUCCUCCUGGCGCUUAAUGUAUCUUGGUCCCAAACGACAUACCAAUCAACCACUGUUCAAAACAGGAUUCCACAAUCUUUUCACCCUGCAAUUCCCUUUCAUUCAUAUUCACAUUUGCCUGCAGCUGCAGCACAUGGAAAACCAGUAUCAAGCAAACAGUCAAGUGAGGCAGUUAAUAAAUGCCAUUGUAUCCCCAACUCUAACCUCCUCUCAGGUCUACAUGCCUCCUCCUGUCCGCUGGAGAUUGAGCCGCCCAGAGUUGUGGUGCCUUAUGGGGGCUCUUUCUCAGUCCUCUGCCGUGCCCUCACUCCGAUGGUGGAAUUCAUCGCCGUGGAGGCCGCACAUGGUAAACAGGACCAAAAUCGAAUCCAAAAUGUUACCUGGUCUUUUGAACAGGUGGACGCCUGGGACAUUGUGGCAUCGUGCUUCGUUAACCUUUCACCCAGCAGCAAUUGCACUGAUGAACAGUGUUCUGAAGUCAUACCCGUCACUGUAUACAAAUACCCACAGAAUGUGACCAUCACAGACACUGAAGGCGGCACGAAUGCAGGCGACCUGGAUGAGGGAAUCCGGCGUGUGUUUCGCUGCGACGUCAACGAUGUGGCUCCUGCUGAAAACAUCAGUGUGACGUGGCUCAUAGGAAAUAGGACUGUGCUGUCCAAUCAUCAUUUGAAUGGCUCGAAGGACUUGAAUGACACGAAGAAACCCAGAGACGUGACGUCGCUCUUCUCCUAUGAACCCAGAAGAGAGGAUGAUGGACUCCACAUCAGGUGUCAAGUGAACUUUAACCUGGGACCCUCUGGACCCCAGAUACCUCAGACCUCCCAGCGGCUUCCACUUAGAAUUAGAUAUCCUCCAGAAAAGAUCACUCAGCUGGAAGACACUGAACUGGAAGUUGGUUCGUCGAGCACACUGAAGUGCUUCUCUGAUGCCUACCCAGCGCCGACAUAUCACUGGGAUUACUACAAGACUGGAAACGUACAAGUGAUGGAUGUACCUGGGGGUUCCCAUCUGCACAUUAACAAGACCACCGAUGUCAACAUUGGCAACUACACCUGCAUCGUGGCCAAUGACCUGAAAAAUAUAUCUAAGAUGGCUAGAGUCACUGUUAAAGGUGCCAACUCCCAAUGCCCUAUUACAAUUACUCCGGAGAGAUUGGUGAUGCCAUAUGGAAACCAAAAAUCAGUGUUAUGCGAGAAUAGUAACGAAGAUCCAUCAAGAAAUGUGAUUGCCCUCAACUGGCAAGUCGAUCAUCACAUUGUUCCUGGCCCUCGGUUGUUCCUUGACAAAGUUCUAGUUUGGGAUCCGAGGGCCGAAUGUAUUGGAACCUUUUCCGGAAUCGGAAAGUGCAGUAAACCUUUUGAUGUAACAUUUUACAAAACAGCAGACAGUGUGUCGAUCCAUUCAAUAAACCACACAGGUCCUAUGUUAGCGGACGAAGAGUACCAGCUGCAGUGUGACAUCGUCAACGUUGCUCCUGUGCAAAACCUCACCGUGAGGUGGUACCAGGGCGAUGACCUCCUCAAGGACCAGGGCAGCCUUCGGGUGACCGGCUGCCCCCACCAGAACAAGGUGGAAUGUGACAACCAGGUGAUCAGGUCCCCUGUGAACGUGUCCUCCACCAUCACGGUCCGCUUGGGAAGGAAUCCGGAUGGAGCUCAGUUCAGGUGUGAGGCCCAGUUGGCCCUUGAAGAACAACCUCCUCCACCAACGAAUUCCAACGUUCUCAGCCUCAGUGUUCAUUACGAGCCUAUCAUUAACAGCACCAAACUACCGUUAAGAUUACAAGUCUUCAAGGGACACCCAACGGAGCUGGUGUGUGAGGCCGACGGCAGACCAGCACCAAACAUCCACUGGGUCUCAGAAAAAGGCGUCCGUGUAUCCGGUGGACACCUUAGAGUCACGGAAGCAGGAGUCUGGACCUGCAACGCCACUAAUGUGGUGGGUUCCAGCUCCCGUGCAGUGGAGGUCACUGUGCUGGUGAAAGAAACGGCAGACCAGGUGUUGAUCCAUCCCUUGGGACACACAGGUCCUAUGUUAGCGGACAAAGAGUACAAGCUACAGUGUGACAUUGUCAACGUUGCUCUUGUGCAAAAUCUCAUCGUAACGUGGUACCAGGGCGAUGACCUCCUCAAGGACCAGGGCAGCCUUCGGGUGACCGGCUGCCCCCACCAGAACAAGGUGGAAUGUGACAACCAGGUGAUCAGGUCCCCUGUGAACGCGUCCUCCACCAUCACGGUCCGCUUGGGAAGGAAUCCGGAUGGAGCUCAGUUCAGGUGUGAGGCGCAGUUGGCCCUUGAACAACAACCUCCUCCACCAAUGAUGUUCCACCUCCUCAACCUCAGCGUACACUACAAGCCUAUCAUUAACAAAAAACCAGAGUCAAAGGUUCCAGUCUUCAAGGGAUACCCAGUGGAGCUUGUGUGUGAGGCCGACGGCAGACCAGUAGCCGACAUCCACUGGUACUCAGCAAAAGGUAUCCAUGUAUCCGGUGGAAACCUUACAGCCACAGAAGCAGGCGUCUGGACCUGCAACGCCACUAAUGUGGUGGGUUACAACUACACAGAAGUGGAGGUGGUGAUGAAAGAGGACUAUCUGCCCCUCAUAGCCGGCUUUGUGGCCGCAACGGUUCUCAUAAUCUCGGCCGUCUUUAUUUUCUUCUACUCCAUCUACUACAAGAACACCAAGAUGCGCCACUACAGUCUCAAGAACCCCAAACCCAGCGCUCUGAACGGCAACGUAGCACACAACAGCUGGGACUCGCAGCUUCCUAUGACCAAGCUGUCCUAGCCUUAAUAGACACAGGUCUGUCCUAGCGUUGGUACAAGAUGUGUACCUCCCCGCAUUGAACCGCUCUGAAUGAUGUUCUCCUUCUGCCACUGGAGAUGUUAGUGGUUUUGAGUAACAGGUGCCACUUGUCAGCCACAACUGGCCGACGCUGGAUGUUGAUUUUAAACCCUGUCUCAGAAGCAUGCUUCCAGCAAGCUUCAUGAUGUAUUGUCUUAUAGGGGUCCCCCUCCAACUUUAGUUGAGUUUUAUGAAUACCACGAACAAAAGCCUCUUCUAAUCCAAGACAAUCGUGUAUACUACUGGAUCGUCGCGUUUCUCAAAGUAGUAAUGGGAAAUGAUCUCAAAGGGAAUAACUGAAGGAAAUCUUUAUUUUAUUAUGUUUUAUAUUUUAUUUUAUAUGAUUGUGAUAGUUGGUAGCUCCAAUCCACAACUCUCAAUAUUUCAAACGUUUGUUAUGAACAAUCAGAAGGUGUGUUUUUCUAAGAUUGCUGUUAGAUUAAACCAACAAAGAGUGCACUGUUCUAUUGCCUGCCAGCCUACUUCUCUGCUAAAGGGCAGCAAUGAAUCAUUGCAAAUAUGAUUCAUACCAGCGUCAUUAUUAUGGUUAAAAUUAGCCUAAGUUUCAGAGAACCAUGUUUCCAUCACUAUGCUAAGAAGCCAAACACUGUGCACUAUUGGUGGUCUAAGUGCCUGGUCCCUUUAUUCAAUGUGCUGUUCUUGACUUUUUGAACUUCUGAGUCCUGUUGUUGCCUGCAUAAUUGUCUGGUAUUGCAGGGCAUUCUGCUAAAAACCUUUUGUAUAUUUUUUUUAGGUUAUGUGAGUAUUUUUUAUUAAAUUGAUAUGAAAAAUAUAUGUAAAUGUUCUAUCAAUUGGAUUGCAAGCUAAGUAAUGUAAUUAGUCAGAUAAAUCAAGGGACCUUAUAUGUAUGUAAUUUAAAGAAACAGUCUAGUCUAUGCUAUAUACAGUAUAUUUUAUGAAUAAAGCAGUUGAAG